CCGGAGCGCUGUCCGCUUUAGCUCCAGUCAGGCCGGAGAGGUUUACCUGAACAGUCCGUGGAGCUCGGAGCUCGCUGGCAGCGGGGAGCCUGGAGACUUCCGGGGAGACGGAGCCGGGCGGCGCGGCCCCGGCGGCCGGCAUGCACCUCCACCCGCCCGCCGGGGAGGAGACCCUCCGGCCGGCCGAGCCCACCGAGGAAGAGCUCCUGCAGCUGGCGCCGGGCGGGGCGUCCGAGCGAAGCGUCAACACCGACCCGGGCUGGGAGAGCCAGGUGACGGCCAUGUUGAAGUACAGCUGCAGCCUGGCGGAGCGGCACGGCGUCCUGCUGAAGCAGCAGGAGGAGGAGGAGGCCGAGCACCUCCGACACCGACAGCAGCUGGAGAGGAAGAAGGAGGAGGCGACGCAGCAGCAGCACGCGCUGCUGGACAAAGUGGAGUCGCUGCGGGUCAAACUGGAGCUGAACAACUCCAAGGCCAGCAGGAAGAGCUUCUUAUCCAAGAAACAGGAGAUGACGGCCGAGAGGAGCCGCGCCGAGGAGGACAGGGACAGGCUGGCGAAGGAGCUGGAGGAGAGCGAGCGGCGGCUGGCCCGGCUGGCGGAGGAGCAGGGCGAGGAGCAGCGGCAGUGGCAGGAGGAGCUGGACGAGCUGAGGCAGGAGAUGGAGCGAGCCCGCAGGGAGGCCGAGGAGGCGGAGCUCGCCGCCCUGCAGGACGAGAUCGCCGCCGUGGAGAAGCAGAGGGAGGCGGCCGCGGCUCGAAUCGACACCUGGCUCAAGGAGGUGAGGCAGUACCUGAACACGCUGCGGGUGGAGUAUCCUCAGCAGUAUCAGCUGGAGCGGCUGGACUGGGAGAAGCAGGAGAGCGCGGUGAGGAAGAGCCAGGGCGAGCUCCAGCGGCGCUUCCAGGACGUCCUGCAGCAGCUGCAGCAGGGCCGCGACUUCGAGAGCCUCCCCAGGAUCAGCGCCCCGACUCUGCCGCCCAUCCCCAUGGUGGAGCUGAGGUUCAAUCAGGUGAUCCAGGCGUUUGCCCGCCCGCAGUUCGUGCCUCCUCCUCCUUUCCCAAACGUGGGGAAGCGGCCCUUCGCUCCACACCAGCACCAGCACCAGUACCCGCACCCGCCCCCCUUUCAGCCCCAUCACCACCACCAGUUCCCGCCCCAGCACUACCACCCACCCCAGUACCACCCCCCGCCCCAGAGCCAGCACCAGUUCCAGCCGCAGCCUCAUCACCGGCCACAUUUCAGGGCUCCGGUUCGGGUGACUCCGCCCCCCAGCCUCUCGCCGUCCCCCCUGCCUGCACAGCCGGUGUCUCCGUCCCCGCCGCCCGCCGCCGCCACCGCCACCGCCGCCUCGUCCGCCUCCGCCGGCAAGCUGGACAAAGUCCUGGAGAAGCUCGGGACUAGAUUCCCACAAUGCACCAGGGCCCAGCUGACGUCGCUGCUGCAGCAGGUGAAGAGUUCCCGCGGCACGCUGGCCGGCAUGUCGAUGGAGGAAGUCACCGAGCAGGUGGGGAUGAGGCUGGCGCAGAGCGAGGGCGCCGCGCCGGGGCCCAUCAGCCGACCCUUCGCCCCGCCGUCCGCGGCGAGGGCGCCGCCAGGUCCCAUCCAGAGGCCGAUGCCGCCCCCUCAGAGAGCGGCGGCGGGGGGCCAAGCCGUUGGCGGCGGCGGCGGCGGCGGCCACAAGCUGUGCCUGAUGUGUCAGAACCACGUGGAGCCGGAGAGCCGGCACCCGCUCAGCUGCCUGCACACGGUGCACCGCGACUGCAUCAGCGUGUGGCUGCAGUCCAGCAGGAACAACGCCUGCCCCUUCUGCCCCGCCAAGUGAGCGCCGCCGCCGCCGCCGCCGGGACGCACGGGACUCACUCUGCCUGCCAUGACCUUUGACCCUCUGACUGUUGGUUUGUUUUAGCACUGCUGAGCUCAGCAUGGAGGCUUUUCUGAUGUGAGGUAGAAAAAUGCCAAAACAUCAUGUGCACCUCGUCUGUCUGUCCUGUAGUUUGAAGCCGGCGACGAGCAGGAAGCAUCAGCCCGUUUGGAUUUUGUUACUGUGAUUAUUAAAGAACCUUUGACUAUA
Myripristis murdjan (pinecone soldierfish) is the source of this 2072-nucleotide messenger RNA. It is a transcript of the gene rnf214, whose product is annotated as ring finger protein 214. The transcript is spliced from 6 exons. The coding region runs from base 141 to 1823 and encodes 560 amino acids. The record is from RefSeq and is a predicted model, not a curated record. Gene Ontology annotation, molecular function: metal ion binding; ubiquitin-protein transferase activity. NCBI's taxonomy places the organism in Eukaryota, Metazoa, Chordata, Actinopteri, Holocentriformes, Holocentridae.